UUUGAAAAUUACUAAGAGAUAAAAAUACAUGAAUAUAUUUAAAGGCUUGUCGCUAAUCUAUUUAAAACGUUGACAUUUGAAGGUCUUCUCAUUUAUCUUCUAUGGGGUAUUUUUGUUCAAAAUUUCAAAAACUAUCAAAUUUAUGGAUACAAAACAAUACAGGCAGAAAUUAUGGAGUGAAAAUAGACUCUCUGGUUUGUGGGUGUGUAAUUCUUGAUUUGUAACUCAUAAUAUAUUGUGUGCAUAAGUAAAAAUAUUACAAAAUAAAAAAAAAUACAAUUUACACACACACAAAUUUAAAUUAAAACAGCUUAAAACUAAUUACACCUGCAAAUCUUUAACAUUCACUUGUUACACAAGUGCUUCAGUUAUGCGGGAAUCUAUGGUGGGUGAUGCAUUCAAGUACUACUAGAAUGCUGGUUCAUCAGUUUUCUUAUCAAAUUCUUAACUAUGAUCUUAACUUAGAUUGUUAUUAAUAUCUGGUGAAACUUGACAUUUUCCCACUUUCUUAAAAAUACAUUCUUGAUAAGAUUUGAAUGUGUAAUUAGUUUCAAGGUGUUGUAAUUCUAAUUUGUUCGUGUGUAUUUUGCAUUUUUUUUUAAUUUUGUAAAUUUUUUACAUAUGCACAAAACCUAUUAUACGAGUUAAAAUUCAAGAAUUAAGCACACACAAAUCAAAAAUUAUGCACAAAUCCUAAUUUAGACACAAAUCAAGAAUUAUGCACCAACAAAUCUGAGACUAUUUUCUCUCCAUAAAUUAUGUCCUAAACAUUUUAAUACCACAAGAAAUGUAAAUUUUGCUAAUUCUUUCUGCAGAAACGGAUGGAUUUUCUAUAUUUUACUUCAUAUUGAUACAAAACUGUAAGAAAAUAAAAUGUUUACAUAUAUAAAAUGAAAUAAAAUGGCUAAUAUUUUGAUUAAAAAGCUUAAUUCUUUUUCGAGUCAGAAGGAGCUGUUCUCCUGGUGUGGGAGAUGCUGUAGUGUUUGCAUCAUGAGGAUGUUUGUGUUCUGAGCAGCAUCCUGUGACCUUGUCGUCAGUCUUUAUGUUGUAUAAACGCACAUCUAACCGAGCAGAACUGAGGUGGAUCCUUCACGCUCCGUUAUCCUGCAACAUUACCCAACUCUGAAAUAGACUUUGUGUAACUCCCGAGUAUCACGGCUAGAACGGCAGACAAUAGGAUGAAUCAAUGCCAUCAUGGUGGAUUAGAUCCAGUAUGUGCAAUUAGAGAUGUGUUGUCCUCGGGGCAAAACCCGAUGCUAAAGACAGGAGAUGCUGCGACUCACAUGAUUGUGCUGUGACUGUCUUCUGAGGCUCUGCGUGUGUGAAAAGUUGUUCUUUUGGAAUCGGAGAGUGGGGAGCGCCUCUGUGCUCUCAUUGUCCUCCACGCAGAGCUCAGAAGCAGCCGGGAAGCGUCUCCGUCCGGGCGAUGUGGAGCCGUGGGAGGACGAUGGAGAGUGAGAAGUUGAAGGCUCUGAAUUAGUUCUUUGAAAAAGCGAGGAAGGUGCUCGGCUCUUCAGAGACUACCCGGCCUUGUGAGGAGCUGCUGACUUCAUGGGUUCUGCUUUUAAGAGGUUCUGUAUGCAGUUCUGCUGCUGCUGCUGCGCCGACGACGAGGACGACGACGAUGAGAAGCAGCCGCUCGUCACCCCAGAUCCGUUGGACUAUUUCACCCGUGAAGUCCAAAAGCGGCGAGAUGAGGAGACCAAUCUAUGGAGUGAACCCGGAGACCCCAGCCACUCGGAGAGGGCCGACGACCGAACCCUGUACACCCUCCUGCAAGCUAGGAACAAAACCCGCAUGGGAUCCACGGGCUACCGUCGUCUGAGCGUCGACAUCGAGGCCAUGAGAGACGUGCGCAGAGAAGUCCGGGACAAGUGGAAAACCAUCCUGGAGAAUCUAGGUUUCAUGGCCGAGGCGGACUCUCUGCUGACGGUGUCGGCCGGGGCCUCACAUGACCGCAUGCGUAACGCCCCGGCAGCACGGGCCAUGCUUCAUUCUCUGCACUCGGAGACCUCCAUCUUCUGCACCAGAGAGCCCCCUCCAGAGAGAUAUCUGUUCAUCCUGGAUCGUCUCAUCUACCUCGACAUUGCGGAUGACUUUUUGGCAAAGGCGAGACGCUUCUAUCCUCCAAAGGAGGACUCCGACGAGGAGCCGACCGGCCUCUCUAUCAACCUCCCGCUUCUCCUGGCCAGGGUGGAGGCCUUGAACGGAGGAGGUGAUGAAGACGAGAGCGAGAGGGACGAGGAGAACAUGAGUGACUGAUGCUUACACCUGCAGUGAUAACAGACAGGAGCCAGGGGGCAGUAUUCGUCAACCCUAAAAUGCUGCCUCUGGAUGCAAUUUCAUCUGAAUGUUUUGCCACCUUUUUUUCCCGCUUGAAUCUUCACUCUCUUAAAAGGUCGCUUCGGUUCCAUAAAGUUGUUGUUUCUUCACAAAGGAAUUUCCAGCCUGUUCUUUGUUCUGCGAAGCUUCAGGGUAAAAAUGUUCUUUUCAGCACUGCAGCCCUGAUAUCAUGUCCUGUGAUUAUCAGUCCUUUUUUUCACUUAAGCACAUGAUCAGACCCAGCGGUGCAAAAACAGCUCUCUAAUCUGAUGUCAUCACUUGUUUUUUUAUGAUAAAUUCACAAGUAUGUGUGUCAAAUUAUUAAUAUUCGUGUUGGAGAAUGCAAGAAAAUGCUACGUGAACUUUGAAACGGUUUGAGAAAUGAUUGUGACCUCUAGCAGGGGAAAACACUGGAAAAGAGUGUGGAGGUUUGCGUUGGGACUGAAAUAAAGUUUCUGCCUUAAAGCCCUGUCACAUGCUGUGGAAAAGUUUCCAGUCAGUCAAAGCUGACGUGCCUGACAGGGAAGGCUCCCCUCAAAACAAUUUGAAAUGCCGAGCAGAAUGAAACCUACGUGGCAAGUGUGGCAAGUUUAGCAUAUUCAUAUUCCCAACAAAGCGGCCUCUUGUUGGAGAGAAAAUCCGAUUGCACGCUUGUGAUGGCUCUGAUGUGAUGGAGCAGCCUCUGAGGUCAGACCGGGCUGCAGGAUGCAUGCCGGGCGCAGUGCGAUCAGCUGCUUGCUGUUAUGCAAGAGACACCCAGCAGUGAGGACAGUCUCUUGACAGAUAGGAAGUUUGUGUGAGUAAGAACUUUACUUUCCCCAGAGUUUUCUUUCUGUUAAGCCAGCACUUUGUGUCAGGCUAACCUGUGUAGGAGGUUAGCCGCUCUGUCACAAUAAAAAACAAAUAUUCUCCA
Messenger RNA from Oryzias melastigma (Indian medaka), 3235 nucleotides. It is a transcript of the gene mreg, whose product is annotated as melanoregulin. The transcript has 6 exons. Lineage: Eukaryota; Metazoa; Chordata; Actinopteri; Beloniformes; Adrianichthyidae. The record is from RefSeq and is a predicted model, not a curated record. Gene Ontology annotation, biological process: melanosome transport. Gene Ontology annotation, cellular component: melanosome. The coding region runs from base 1552 to 2262 and encodes 236 amino acids.